Molecule: messenger RNA, 1262 nt
Organism: Paramacrobiotus metropolitanus
Lineage: Eukaryota; Metazoa; Tardigrada; Eutardigrada; Parachela; Macrobiotidae
Exons: 5
Coding region: 3-1166 (387 amino acids)
Source: RefSeq, a predicted model, not a curated record
UUAUGCGAUCGUCUUUUGGAUGGAGCACCGAUUUUAACCGCAAAAUGGUCAGCGAAGCGUUCUGGAGCAACGAAAUCGAGUCAGAGCUGAGGGAGCAAAAAAUCGUUUAUGGAUUCAGUGGGCGCAAAAUAAACUGUGCCGCUGUCAAACAGCAUAUAGAAACUGUUCGAACAUCAAAGCUGUACGAUCAUAACUGCAGCAUGGAGAGUACUUCUGGAUGCCAGUUCCUUGACAUGAUGGACGGGCUUUGGAAAUUCGGGCACAAGCACUGCGCCAUGCCAGUCAAGAAGAUUGUGGACAUCCGUCAUAUUAACUUGCCCCAAGUGUGUGAAAAUCAACCUACAAAAAAUUCCAAAUUUUGCCUACCACACCAUGGCCCUCUUAAAAACCUGGAACAGGCAAUGAGCAAAGAGGAGUUCAAGUCUUAUCUUGCGCAGAAAGAAGCUGCCGUGCGAGUGGUUUCUGAUAAUUUGUUCCAAGAUGAAAUGGAAGAAAACGCAGGGAACGCGCUGACAUCUGAGCUAAACUGCAACAACAAAAAUGUGGUUGCUCCGUGGUGCCGUAAAAGAUCUGGAAGAAAAACUAAAGAGUCUUGGUCCAGAGGCAUAUUUGUGUAUGUGGCGGCUUGUGGAACAAUCCUCAGUUAUUCUCCAAUAUAUAAGAGUGAAUCACUUAGUCAAGUUCUGGUUCUGACACUGGAGUUCCUGUACAAAAGGAUGCAACUGCUUGCAAAUCACUUGUGGUCCAAAUACUUUCUGUGUUACGACAACAUGUGCAAUUUGUGCCGGUUAAAGGCUCUAAAAGAACCGCUCAAUCACGUUCUGCCAGAGGGAUACGACAAUAUGUUCAAUAUCAUCAACAAAAUUGUUGACGGGCUGCAUAUGAGCAAUCAUAGGCGCGAGGAUUGUCACGUUCUUUACAAUCCCAACAAGUUUUCUGAUGUUCACCCGGAAGUCAGCCGAAACACCAUGGCUGCUGAGCAAACUUUUUCUUGGUUAGGGCGUUAUCGCAAACAAGUUAACAGCAUGAAUAAAACUAAUCAACAUCUUUUUCUCCAUCGGGUCAUCAUUCGUCGAAAUUGGUAUAUAACUCAGUGCAUGCAAAACGGGCAAACACCGGUAGUAUGUUCUCUCCGGUCACGUGAAGAACGCUUUGGUUUUACAUAAGCUCCUUUCAUUUAUUUAAAUGAUUGUUGCAUGUUUUGAUCGAUUGAUACCAUGUUCUUUAGCAUUGCCUAUCUGGUUGGAGAAGUGUUAAAACAA